CUGUAAUUGAGUGAAGAAUAACUCAACUGCUGAUGUAGUAACACAUCGCACUCUAUACACUAUUCUCAUUAACUAUUAUUAAGAACCAGAAAAAUGGAAAAACCAGAUGAGAAUGAACAAAAAAUCGAAUUCGAAAGGGUCCUCAACCAAGAGUUGGGUGAAUUCGGACUAUACCAAUUUAGAAAUAUUUUAUUAGUUCUGCUACCUGCUAUUUUCUCUGGAUUUAUGGCGGGUGACUAUAUAUUUACAGCCGGCAGGCUUCCUCAUCGAUGCGCAGUACCAAUAUGCGAUGACAGGCAACAAGAAUACGCACCAAAUUGGAUUCUAGACGUCAUACCGGAAACUGCUACUGGUUUCGAUGAUUGCUCCAGAUACGCGAACAUAACACAGAUUCCUGAAUCAAUUUUAAAUGGCACUUGUCCAGCAAAUCUAUUUGAUAGGAACAACAUUAUUAGUUGCGAGAGUUACGUAUACGAAAGAACAAACACAGUUGUAUAUGAUUUUGGAUUAGAAUGUCAGGAAUGGCUCCGUGCUCUCUCCGGUACGUUAAAUAGCAUGGGUGCAAUGAUCGCUCUUCCUUUAGCAGGAUUUAUAUCCGAUGUAUUUGGACGGAGAAUGUCGGUGGUAUUUUUUGGAUUUAAUGUAGCUCUCGUUGGCUGUGUUCGAGCUUUUUCAGUAAAUUACGCAAUGUAUGCAACGCUACAGUUUAUGCAUACGGCUAUCGGAGGAGGUUUAUACAGCGCCGGUUACAUAUUAGCCACAGAAAUUGUUGGCCCGAGAUUCAGAAUUUAUACUAGUGCAACAAUGUCUUCGACGUUCGCUCUCGGUCAAGCUUUGUUAGGAUUGAUCGCAUCCGCUGUUCUAGAAUGGCGAACAUUAUCUUUAGUUUUGUUUGCGCCUGUAUUUUUACUUAUAUCUUAUUACUGGAUACUUAUGGAGAGUCACAGGUGGCUGCUCAGUAAAAAUAAAACGGAUGAAGCUAAAGCUACGUUGUUGCGUGCCGCCAAGUUAAAUAGAAAAGAAAUACAAGAAUCACAUUUAAAUUUUCUUCUAACAGCCAUACCUAAACAAAAUAAAUCAAAUACUGGCGAAAAAAACCUGGUAUACCGUGUUCUAAAAUCCCGUGUAAUGUUGCGGCGAUGUUGUACGACGCCUGUGUAUUGGAUUACAACCACAUUUAUUUAUUACGGUCUUUCAAUUAACGCUGUUAGUUUAUCAGGAAAUAUGUAUUUAAACUACAUUUUAGUAAGUCUUAUUGAAAUUCCCGGCUACUGGACUGCGGUGCUUGUUUUGGACAGGGUAGGUCGUAAGGCAACUUUAUUCAGUGGCUAUCUGUUGUGCGGUAUUUGCUGCUUUGCUUUUGCAUUCACUCCAAAAUCAUUGUAUGGUAUAUCACUAUUUUUAUAUCUGCUGGGAAAAUAUUGCACAGGUGUAGUGUUCACAUCACUGUAUUUGUUUACUACUGAGUUAUAUCCUACGAGGCAUCGGCACUCAUUUUUGGGUUUUUCUUCAAUGAUGGGCAGGAUAGGAUCGAUUGUCGCACCUCUUACGCCUCCUCUCAUGGUGUACUGGUCCGGCAUACCGUCCGUUUUGUUCGGUGGUAUGGCCGUAAUGACAGCUUUUCUGAUAUUAACCCAACCAGAAACACGGGGUAGAAAAAUUCCCGACACGUUUGAAGAAGCAGAAAAUAUUAAAUAAUAGAAUAAAACAUGUAUAUAUAAAGCCAAUACUUAUGAUAGACAUAGAAAUCAAAAUAAGCGAUACUGUCUUUUUACUAAUUUAUACUAUUACUAGCUGUCGUCCGCAACUCCGUCCGGACGGAAUUAAAAAAAAA
Messenger RNA from Papilio machaon (common yellow swallowtail), 1834 nucleotides. Its product is annotated as organic cation transporter protein. Gene Ontology annotation, cellular component: membrane. Lineage: Eukaryota; Metazoa; Arthropoda; Insecta; Lepidoptera; Papilionidae. The record is from RefSeq and is a predicted model, not a curated record. The coding region runs from base 94 to 1698 and encodes 534 amino acids. Gene Ontology annotation, biological process: transmembrane transport. The transcript has a single exon. Gene Ontology annotation, molecular function: transmembrane transporter activity.